Messenger RNA from Carcharodon carcharias (great white shark), 1246 nucleotides. Its product is annotated as leishmanolysin-like peptidase 2. The transcript has 8 exons. The record is from RefSeq and is a predicted model, not a curated record. Bases 53 to 1246 code for a protein of 397 amino acids. NCBI's taxonomy places the organism in Eukaryota, Metazoa, Chordata, Chondrichthyes, Lamniformes, Lamnidae. Gene Ontology annotation, biological process: cell adhesion; proteolysis. Gene Ontology annotation, cellular component: membrane; cytoplasm. Gene Ontology annotation, molecular function: metalloendopeptidase activity.
CCCAGGAUUCCCCUCCUCCCACUGGGAGUCUCGCAUUCUGCAGGGAUCAAUUAUGACAGCAACAAUGGGACCUCCCGAACACACAUUCAUCGAUCCCAUCACUCUGGCAGCCAUGUCUGACACAGGCUGGUAUCACGUAAACUACAACAGCACUCAGCCAUUGGUGUGGGGCCGAGCACAGGGAGGAGGCUUCGGACUGACCAGCGCCUGUCAGGACAAUUCCUCGAAAUAUUUCUGCACAGGAAGUGGACUGGGAUGUCACUACCUGCACAUGGACAAAGCCAGUUGCUUGACUGAUGAGUUUCUGGACGGAUGUCGUGUUUAUAAACCACUCGUGAAUGGGAGUGAAUGCUGGAAGGAGAAGAACGGACAGAAGGCCGGGAAUCUGAGCGCGAGCGGAGAGAUCUACGGGGAGUGGAGCCGCUGUUUCUUCGCAAACCUGACCAGGGCGGCUCCCUCCUCCUCCUCGGACACUGAGGUGCCGAUGACCGGCCACUGCUACCUGCAUCGGUGCGUAGGGGAGAACGCCUUUGAGGUCAAAGUGCAAGGGUCAGCGUGGCUCCGGUGCAAGGCGGGUGACAGCAUCCAGGUGCCCGGAUUCCGUGGACUCCUCUUCUGCCCGGAUGGACGCCUCUGUCGCCAUGGCGAGGACCGGACAACGGCCGCUACAGCGAGGCCCCCAAUCCCCACCGUCUCCCGCUCGACCCCGCUCCCUCCCCCCCCUCCCCCCGCAGUCCCCAACCAACCCGCUCAGCCCGAAGACCAGGCCGGCGUCCGGAUCGGAGUCCGCGCGAGCCCAGAGUGCCAGGGGAUGGAGGAGCGGGACGCGCGAGGUGUGGCUGAGAGUCUCCUCAACGUCACCGACAUCCCCAGAUGCCACAUUCAAAACCCGCACGUGUGCAGCGGCUACGAGCUGUGCCUCGAGCUCUGGGAAUAUUCCGGAUGUUCGAACCAUUCCAUCACAUCCCUGUAUUGGCGCCUGGAAGAGAUCAUCAGCGCGGGCAGACUGCAACUGAGGGUCGCAGGAAAAAACUGUACUGCUAUCAGCAUCAGGUCAGCAAGCGGACCCAGUUCCCUCCCCCCUCCCGAGGCGGAGGGUCAGAAGAUGCCGGGGACGGCGGCAGUGGCCGUCUGUGGAGCUCUGGGGGUCGCCGUGGUCGGGGGUGCGCUGGGGGUGGGGGUUUACCACAAGCUGCGGGGGGGGAGGGGGCGAGUCCACCACGCCGGCAGCUGGAGGCUGGCCUGA